CAGACCAAUCGGCACAGACCCAAACCCUGCCCUUGAACCGCCCUGUCCCUCCCCCCUGCCAACAAUAAGACCUGACUCCCGUACCAGUGAAUACCUUUGGUCAUCACUUUUAUCUUUUUUUUUGUUUUUUCCCAAAGGGGUACUGGGCCAUCAUGACUCCCCCUAGUCUGGGUGUGAUCCGAUGGAUGACUGUUCAUUAUUAAUAUUUGUAUAUAUAUAUAUAUAUAUAAUUGGCUGUAAUCCUGAUGUUCACUAGUUAGCUAUGACGACCACUACUUCCACCUCUAUUAAUAACAAUAGUAAUAAUAGUAAUAAUAAUAAUAGUGUUGAUAAUAGUAAUAAUAUGCAGAAUUUAUAAGUAUCUUAUAAAAAGAAAUAGGAUUUCAUCAUAGUCAGUUAUCAUAUAGCUAUCAUAUAAUUACAAUAUAAACGCACUGUCAAUGACAUACUCAUAUAUACACAUACAUACACAAUGUACUCAUCUAAAAGCAAUUGUUGAACAGUAUAGUAAACAACACCCAUGCUUUAUUCUUAUAUUGUAAUAUUGUAAAGGCAUUUUAUUUUUAUAUAUCAUGAGACUUAAUCAGGACUUAAUCACCAGCUACAUUUAUUCAAUAUUUAAUGGUAGAAACAGAGGCCUGAAGGUUGUAUUAAAUUUGAAUAACUGGUUUUGUGUUUUGGAUGUAUGUUGUUCUUGAAUGAUAUGUUCCCUUAACAGAUGUAGCCACUGUGUAACUGAUAUUUGGCUUUUGUUUUUUUCAGUUAAGUAAUAUUGUUUUCUUGGCAAUAGCUAGAGACAUGAGUAAAAGUAUCAGACGUUUAAAAGACGGGUUAAUUUGAGAGGAGGCCCAGUACGGGGAGCGUUGGGAUUAUAGUGUUGAAAAUUUCUGUCAGUUUGUUUGUAACGUCUGUCCAGAAUUGAAGAACUGGUGGGCAUUAGAAUUCAAGAAAGUAGGAGUCUUGUGUAUUUAAGUUGCAGUUGGUACAUCUGUCAGAAGCUCCUAAGCCCAUUUUGAGCAUCUUGUGUUGUGUAAUGUGUGUUCUAUCUACAACUUUAUACUGAAUGAAUUGGAUAUUAAAAGUGAAAGUAUUUCUACAAACUGUUUUCCAGAAUUCCACAUCUGUGUUGAUAUUGAGUUUUUUUUCCCACUGUUUAACUGGUGCUGCAGUGUUUGUGUCUAUAGAUGAUAUUAAAGUAUAUCAUUUUGUAAGCGUCUUUGCUGAGUUGCUAAUUGUGCUAAUAUGUUUUAAAAUUGGGGAAGGUUGUGCAAUAUCUUUGAUUCUAGUUGUAGUUUUAAUGGAAUUUCUAAUUUGUAGAUAAUAAUAAGACUGUUCUUUUCCUAAAUUAAAUUUCUCUAUUAAUUCUGUAAAUGUAAUGAAGGUGUUACCCGGAAACAGGUGACGUAAAUGUGUGAUGCCUUUCUCCUUCCAUUUAGUGUUGUUAAGUGGACUAUGGUUGAUAGUAAAAUCUGGGUUAUUCCAUAUAGGUAAGUUGAUGUGUGAGCUCAUGGUUAGUCAGUGUGUUAGUUUGCCACCAGGCAGUGAGAGUUGUUUUAAUCAUCAAAUUCGUAAAUAGAUUUUGUUGUUUAAUUUUGUUUGUUUAAUUUGUGUGUGUGUGAGUAUGAGGCGCCACGUAGGAUUUAAAUCAAACCUCGCUUAUCAAUACAUACAUAAAACACGUGCAUAUCGUCGCUGUCGGGCGGAAACCUCGUAUGUCCAAAUUUAGUCAAUUUCAUAUUUUUUUCACAAAUCGAUGCUAUUGGUCUGUCCCCACGUGGGUUUGUUAUUUUUACAAAUUAUUAACCAAUCUAAGGUGUUGAAAAUAGCUUGAGAGCAAAUCUCUUAACUCUAUUGGACACUUCAACUGUCUGAGAAUCCUCGUAACUCCACCUCUUCUUCACUUCGUGGGCGGCAGAAACUUCGCGGCAUUUUGUCUCCUCAGCCCUCAAGAUUGAACGUUUCCAGAAAUCCUCGUCGAGCAACGUCCUCUGAGCAACCAUGUCUGUGUCCUUAAAGGAACUCUGUCAGAUGGUCAAUGUGCCAUAUGAUCAGGCAAGGGCUCUAAUAGAGAGUGAGAGCUCUGAUGGAGAGAGUGUAGAGAGAGAGGAAGCAACAAUGGAGGAUACAGUGAUGGAGGACACAGUGGUGCAUGCUGAUUUAUCUGGUGGUCUGGAGGGAGAGGAGGCCUCGCUGCUGGCUCCAGAGCAGGUGCAGUUUGACACGGUUUUCAAUCGUGGAAGGGAAGAGGACUCUAAUGCAGAGGAAGGCGCACCUCCAAGGAAAAGACUGAGAGCUGAAAAAACCUGGAAGAAAGUGAUCAACAAGAAAAGAAGAAUGGUUGGGAAGUCAUACAUUGGAAAACAGAAGCAGAAGAAAAUAAUGAGGGAGCCACGGGCAAUUGGGCCUAGAUGUUCAUCAGCAGCAUGUGCCAAGUCAGCUAAACAUCACUGCAGUGCAAUCGGCACGCCUGAGAGGAAUAACAUUUUCAAUGAGUUUUGGCAACAUAUGACCUGGGAGGAGAAGAGGAUGUAUGUGCAUGGUUUAAUUGAUGUGGUCCCCGUGCAAAGGAGAAGAGGGUAUGAAAAUUCUCGAAGAUCAAAUUCUUUUUUUUAUUUUUUACGGGUCAGCGGGCAAAGAAGACGCGUCUGCAAAAGUAUGUUUUUGUCUACCCUAGGAAUAGGCGAGUGGUCAGCCCUUAACUGGGCAAAGGAGGGACCCACACAAGCAGACACAGAGGGACAAACACACAGCAACGCACGUCGUUCAGUGGCAGGCCAUGAAUUCAUUCACAGCUUUUUACAGGAUCUCCCAAAGGUGCCCUCACACUACUGCAGAUCCACAACAUCCAAACAGUAUCUGGAACCUGUGUUUCAGUCGAUGGCUGAUCUGUAUGCAGUGUAUUGUCGCGCUGCAGCAGAGAAGAAUGCAACACCUUUGUCAAGGCAAGUGUUCACAGAUGAGUUCAAGCGUCUCAACCUAGGCCUUUACCACCCAAAAAAAGACCAGUGCAACAUCUGUUGUGCUUUCAAGACCGGCAACUUACCUGAUGACGAGUGGCAGCACCACCUCCUGCAAAAAGAAGAGGCCCGCGCCGAAAAGUUGUCUGACAAAAACAAGGCCAGCAACAACACUAUGGUCUUAUGUAUGGACUUGCAAGCCCUCCUUUUGUGCCCAAAGCUAAAAGCCUCUGCCUUGUAUUACAAACCAAAGCUUGCAGUUCACAAUUUUACUGUGUACAACAUGCUGACACACAGUGCCACAUGUUAUGUCUGGCAUGAAGGUGAGGGAUCCCUGUCUGCCAGUGAGUUUGCUUCAUGCAUUGUCGACUACCUCUCUGCACACACUGAGCCUGACACAUUUAUUCUGUGGAGUGACGGCUGCGGGUAUCAGAACCGGAAUGCAGUUCUAAGCAAUGCACUUCUUCAGUUCUCUAUGAAGAAAAACAAAGUCGUCAUUCAGAAGUACCUUGAGAAAGGGCAUACUCAGAUGGAAUGCGACUCCGUUCACAGUGUCAUCGAGAGGCGUCUGAGGGACCAGGAUGUGUAUCUCCCAGCAGAGUAUGUUAACCUGAUGAAGAAGGCCCGUGUGAAGCCUCAUCCAUAUGAAGUCAAGUACAUCGACCACACCUUCUUCCAGGACUUCACCAAGCUGAGGCUCUGCAAGUCUCUGCGCCCUGGAGUAAGGCCUGGUGACCCAACUGUCCACGAUAUCAGAGCCAUCAGGUACAACAACAAUGGAACGAUGGACUUCAAAAUAAACCACUCUGAUGACUGGCAUCCACAUCCAAGUCACCAACUCCGAAACUCCACCUCAGACAGCCACACAGUCACCCCACUCUAUUCAGACCGCCUGAAGAUCAACGAGCUGAAAUUCAAACACCUCCAAGACCUGAAGGAAGUCAUCCCAAAGGAUUUUCACAGCUUUUACAACAAUUUGCUUCACUAGCUUAGAAACUUGAAACUUGAUAAGAAACUUGGUGAUUUUCUUUCUUCUGCUGAACACAAAGGAAGAUAUUUUGAAGAAUGUUA
Molecule: messenger RNA, 4028 nt
Organism: Labeo rohita (rohu)
Lineage: Eukaryota; Metazoa; Chordata; Actinopteri; Cypriniformes; Cyprinidae
Exons: 5
Coding region: 1999-3945 (648 amino acids)
Source: RefSeq, a predicted model, not a curated record